UUUAUCAUUGUACAGGAUAUGUGUGCCCUAUGCUAGUUGUAUGAGUAACACACGUUGAGCUCCAUGCUUCCAUUUACAACCCCUUAACACCCCUAUCCUGAGAGUGGAUUGACCAAGGACCAUGAGGGCACAGAGUGGUGGGGCGGGUCCUGUGUGCAUAAAAAGAGAAGUUUCUCUACUCUGUUCUACACACGUGUAGUUAACCCAGCGCCGAAUCAACCUUGCCACUCAACAACCACUACAAUCAAAAUUUCCUUCUUAAUUUCAAGAGCACGAUGGCAAGUGGGGUUACGACUGCGUCUGUUCUAGACAAAAUCAGCCAGGGACACCUAGAGUGCACAAUCUGCUUCAAUCGAUUCCAAACACCUAAGGUUCUUGCUUGUUCUCAUUGCUUCUGCUACGCGUGCCUCAAGGAGAUCGUGUCAAGCAAAUCUGGGAGUUCUAGGGUUCUGGCCUGCCCAGUGUGUCGAAAGGAGACACAGCUGAGUGAGAAGGGGGUUCUUGCAUUGCCUGAUAAUGCCACCAUGGCAUCCAUCAUUGAUGAGAUCAACGAGCAGGAGAUGCUAAUGAAGGGUCAAAAGAUAAAGGUCAUAUGUCAGGCGUGUAGUGAAGGACAAGACGCCGUGUCACGCUGCUUAGACUGUGAAGACUAUCUCUGCACAGCCUGUCAACAAGCACAUCUGCGGCUGGCCAAGCUAAAGUCACACAAGAUCACCCCUUUGUAUGGAGACCAGGCUAGCCUGGCUUCAUCAGCCCCGAAGCACACCCCAAAGUGUGGAAAACAUCGUGAGCAGGACCUUAGCCUCUACUGUGAGAAGUGUCAGGUGCUGAUCUGUGCCGAGUGCAUCGUUGAUGAACACAAACAGCCUCAGCAUAUGUAUUACACCACAGAGGAAGCAGGUGGCCUCUUUAAGCAAGCCGUGUUUAAACUCUUAGCAACAGCUGAAGCCAAGAAGACCGAGCUGAAAGGCAUCCGGGAUAUGACCGUGCACUCUAACACUAGACUAGAGUUUGCCAUCGCGAACACCAAGUACAAGAUUUCACAAACAGCAAAUACCAGCAUUGCAUACAUCCGCCAGCAGGAGCAGAAGCUUCAUGACCAGGUCACACAGACCGGACAGGAAAGACUCAUGACAGUCAAGAUCUCUCUGACUAACCAGAAUGAGAAGCUAGCAACAGUGGACCAGUGCCUUGAGACAAUCAAGACCAUCACUUCUCACUCCAACGUCAACGAUUUGCUCAAGAAGAAGACAAAGAUACUCAGCGAUCUCGAGGAAAUCACCAAAGUCGUUAUUGAUGUCAAUGAAAAGCAACGAUUGGAAAGACUGGCGAUUAUUGACUUUACUGCGGGAGUUAAUCUGGUGCAGCCUUUGGGAACUAUUCAGCAAUAAUAAAACAUUAUAGUCAUGAAAUUGGCUGACCACCUAGCUCCAACAAAACCGCUGUUAGAGUUAUUUCUUAGUGUACAAAAAGUGUGGAUAAUUUGUGAUAGAGAUCAAUUGUUUAGAUGUCCUCACUCGGUAUGUGCUUGUAAAUAGCUUGGAUAUCAGUUGUCAAUUUUUAUUUUAUAAACAUUUAAAACCAUUUUAAAGGGGUGGAUAUAUAUCAAUAAACAAGUAAUACGCCUCAGCUGCCAUUUUUCUUUUUGUAAACAAUUAAAACUGUUUUUAAGGGGUACUACGUAUUUAUAAACAUUUAUUACGCCAUAAAUUUGUUCAACAACGUUUUUAUAAUUUUCCUCCGGUACUAUCAGCCGAUUUUAAAAUGAUUUUGGGUUGAACAAAGAAAGAUUUACGAGAGCAAGAUUUGAAGCAACAGCCUCCGGAUUAAUGUGCCGGCGCUCUACCAACUAAGCCAUCAAGCCCUCUGUUGGCGGUCUUUCUAUAAUGGUCAAUAUCUUUGUUCAGGUGUGCCAGUCAGAAGCCUAUCAACCUGCAACUGCUGUGUAGCCAGGAAUCACACCCAAGUUUACGACACAACCUGGGAAGUGGCAGUCAGGGGAUCACCUUAAAAGGAUAUGACUUUUUACUUCAAAUGAACAGUAAAUGUUAUGUACUGACUUGAAUAUGUUUUUCCCCCAAAAAGUACAACUAUUUAGAUUUGUGGGAUGCAAAUACUUCACCAUAGCAAAAAUACAAAAGUUUUUGGUUCAUUUGUUCUUCUUCAAAAUUUACAUCUGCGAAACAUAGUAAGUGGCCAUACAUUUCAACCCUAGCAGAGUCUUUGUUGUUAAAAGAAUAAACUGACUCUGCUCAAAUAUUUGUUGCUUUUAUACCAUGGGUCCUUUUGGUUGUUACGCAGUUUACAAAAGCUUAUUAUGUUAUCUUGGUUAUUUUUCUUCCUCAACUUUAUUUCAUCCGGUUUACUCAUGUUUAUCUUUUAGUUUAGCUGUAAUUGUCUAACUGGCAAUAUUUCUUAGUUCAAUUCUUUUUAAUCUAGUUAACUUAAUUUGUUAAGUAACAUUUAACCUUCAAAUCUUGUAAUCAGUUUUUAAUGUUAUCCUUAUAUUCAUAUUUAUCUUUUAGUUUAGCUGUAAUUGUCUAACUGGCAAUAUUUCUUAGUUCAAUUCUUUUUAAUCUAGUUAACUUAAUUUGUUAAGUAACAUUUAACCUUCAAAUCUUGUAAUAAGUUUUUAAUGUUAUCCUUAUACUCAUCCAUAAUGCUUUAUAAUAACAAUGUGUGCAAACGUGUAUUUGCAAAUAUAAACAUUAGAUAAGUAAGAGAAACAGCGCCACAAAUAGUUAUAAAUUGCUGCACAUCAUAAAGUUCAAAAUAGUUGGAGGAACUUUUCACUUGUGAAAAUGCCCAGACCUCAUGGAUUGUUAUUGAGCAGAAUCUGUUUAAACAAGAACUGGACUAGAUAAAUAUAUCCAGCCAAACUUCUUAUGUAUGAUUUUCCAAAACUGAGUACAGUGGACAAUUAAAUAUGUUUCGAAAAAGUUUGGAUUGUCCUCUUUUGAUUACGAUUAGUUGAUAUAUAAUAACACCAGGGCCCAAUUUCAUGGCUCAGCUUGCCGCCGAAAUCUGCGCUUACGAUCAUGAUUCCCCGCUUACGUGCAAGGGCCGAAUUUCUGCACUAGCCUUGUAAGCGUAGAAUGCCUAGUAACGUGGAGUACGCACCCGCAGACGCCAAAAUUUGCAGCUAACCCGUGAAAUACGCUUGCCGUACGCACAGAAUUCCCUGCUUCCGUAAGCGCUGAUUCUGUGCUUUACGAUAAGCAUACCCAUGAAAUUGGGCCCAGGACAGUCCAUUGUGUAGCUUGCACAGGCCGCACACACCUUCGCAUGUUUUGUUAGUCCAAAGCUGGCAAAGGGUACUACAAUUCAUGCUCAAAACAUCCCUUUUCCCAAAGGGAUAUUUUUCCUUUGUCCUUUUGUUGUACAAAUUAUGUGAAGUAAGAGAGAUCAAUAAACUACCACCAUUGUUUAUCAAUGUAUUCAGCAAAUGGGAGGCAAGUCUAUGAUUCCAGCAGACCAUAGCCGAUU
This is a messenger RNA of Asterias rubens (European starfish), 3486 nucleotides long. Its product is annotated as E3 ubiquitin-protein ligase TRIM56-like. Gene Ontology annotation, molecular function: zinc ion binding; ubiquitin-protein transferase activity. Gene Ontology annotation, biological process: positive regulation of DNA-templated transcription. The record is from RefSeq and is a predicted model, not a curated record. The transcript has 2 exons. Bases 276 to 1391 code for a protein of 371 amino acids. Lineage: Eukaryota; Metazoa; Echinodermata; Asteroidea; Forcipulatida; Asteriidae. Gene Ontology annotation, cellular component: nucleoplasm; chromatin.